AUUGUCUAUAUUUGUUUUCUAAUAUUAGGAGAAGGAUACAACAUCACAUAUACAGACUGCGAUCCAACUGCCCAUGGUGAAGUGGUUGAUAUUAGAAGCGCAUGUGCCUCCAUGCAAACAUUGACGUUAGAAGGCUGUGAGAUAUACACUAACUGCGAACCGUGUUACAUGUGUACUGCUGUCAUCUUGUUAACGGGGAUACAACGUGUGUACUACGCUGCUACCCAUGAAGAACUACAACAACAUAUGCACUUAUCCAGCAAAAAACGCUUUGAAAUUCUAAUACAUCCACGACCUGAAGAAUACUACAAUAUGAGAGAGCAUGUCGAAGACAGAAAAGUUUACGAGAUAUUUGAAAAAUGGUCAUCUAAACAACUGAAAGCUUAA
Saccoglossus kowalevskii is the source of this 387-nucleotide messenger RNA. RefSeq names its product tRNA(adenine(34)) deaminase, chloroplastic-like. NCBI's taxonomy places the organism in Eukaryota, Metazoa, Hemichordata, Enteropneusta, Harrimaniidae. The record is from RefSeq and is a predicted model, not a curated record.